Molecule: messenger RNA, 639 nt
Organism: Yamadazyma jaroonii
Lineage: Eukaryota; Fungi; Ascomycota; Pichiomycetes; Serinales; Debaryomycetaceae
Source: the annotation of a GenBank genome assembly
AUGUUAAGUGAAAAAUAUGUCAAUGAGUCCAGCGAUGAAGAAAUAGAAACUUACGAACCUCCAAAGCAUUACAAACCAGUAAAAAGUAAUGAUUUCACCAUUGGUGAUAACAAACAAGUGUGGUUAAUCAAAUAUCCUAAAAACAUCAACUUGAAAAAUCUCGAUGAUUUACCUAUAAAUUUCAAAAAUGAAAUAAGUGAGUUCGAAAUGGAUAAGAGACAUUAUCAAGUCAAAGAAAACAUGGAAUUCAAUGAAGAUAAUAACAGUUAUCAAAUCUUUCACAGUUCAAAGAAUGCUUUCAAGGUGAACAACUUGAAGAUUAAUAGAUUCUACAAUAUCAGCGAAAAAGUCAACAUACCAAAGAUCGAUUUAGCCAAGGUUAGAAAACCUAGAAAGGAUGUUCCAAAAGUAAGAGGUUUAAGAAUGAGACAUUUCCCAACAGGUUAUGAUGCUAAUGAUUACGAUUUGAACCAAGAUGAUGAAAUAGAAGAUUUCGAACCUGUGAUUGAAGAUAAAAAGGAAAAGAAGGAAGAAAAGAAAGAAAAAAAGCAUAAGGAUAAGAAAGAUAAGAAAGAUAAGAAAGAUAAGAAGGAAAAGAAGGAAAAGAAAGAGAAAAAGGAGAAAAAGGAAAAAAAUUAA